AGUCUUAGUAUUUUGCACAAUGUGGUAUUAAGUCUAAAUCACGAAACAUUUCCUGUGAAACCCCGACUUCUGGUAACACUGAAACAAGUUUCGCCACUUGCCCCCGCUUAUCAGCUUAUAGGAAGUGCUGAUUCUUAUAUUCCUAUUUAUCUACUUGUGUUUUAACGACGGACGAGGAUGGUGCCCAAAAAGGCAGAAGCGGUCGCCGGGGCCAAGCUUCCUGCGGGAAAAGGACUCUGCGUCUUGUGCGCAGUCGCAGCGGAACGAGUCUGCCAGCGCUGCGGCGACUUUUACUGCUCCAAGGACUGCCAGCUUCAGGAUUGGCAGCGCCACCGCUACAUCUGCUUCCCGUUGCCCGCCCUAGUCCAUCCGAAAUUCUUUUCGGUUCACCUGAGCGAGAGCACCGAGGAACUGUCGCUGGAAGGAGCUUGCUUCAUGGACAAACCUGACAAGGUCGUGGUCGAAAAUGGCUGCCCAUCGCCCAUGCCACGCAUAAUCCCGGACCUGGAAGGUAAUGGGGCUAUACCCAAGGUUGGCAGCAGCGUUUCUGGUGCUCCUGUUACCAGUGCCUCGAUCCCGCACCCCGUCAACAGCAUCGUCUCGAAUAACAACACAUUCAAAGCGAGCAACAAACAUGUUCCGCCGCCAAAAGCGAUCGUGCCUCCGAGCAAAAGCCUCAUAAUCAUCUCAGGAUUCCGCUCCCCGAACCGCUGCCAUAUACGUGAUGCCUCCGAAGCUGCUGACAAGGCAUUUGCUCAAAUGCGCGAAAAGGUCAAUGCCAUGGGAAAGCAAAUGCCCAGAGUGGUGGAUGUACGCCCCCACGCCUACUGUCUGGCCCUUUACAAUGGCACGUUCCACAGAGCUUCGGUGAUGACCAAAACGAGCAACAAUACCGCGCGAAUCCUGCUCUUCGAUCAGGGAAUCGUCAAGGUCCAAAGACUUUCAGAUAUGCGCGAGAUCAGCGAAGAACUGCUGUCACUGCCCUCCUUUAGUGUCCAGGUGCAGCUGAAGGACGUUCCCAACUAUGCCUUCACCGACGAUGUCACCAAGUUCCUCUCCCAAUUCGAGGGUGGAAAGUUUUUGGUCCUAUAUACGAAAGGCCCUGGCGCUAUUAACGUUGAGCUGCUGGAUCCGGAAACCAAAACGUCCCUCAAUACCCGGAUCUGUGAGUUUUGCAUGGACAAGAAGGUGUUUGAGAGUCCCUUCACAAAUAACAAAAACAAGGUCGAUAAAGAGCCACCCAGGCAACAGAACCCUAACGCUGGGCCGGCCUUGAAUAAACCCAAUCCAAUCGAAUCGCCAGUCAGCAAUAAUAAGAAUAACAUUGAAGCUGGGAAAGGAAGCAACACUCUUAUUCAAGAUACGAAAAUGAUCGAUACUCAGGAGAAAUUAAACGAAAACAAAGAUAUAGCAAAACCACAGAAUGAUGACUGUGCCAAAGAAUCGGGUGAAAGCACUGAAGCUGCUAAACCAACUUCUAAAAUAGAGAGCUUGCCCCAAGAGCCUAAAACGGAUGUAACAUCAUUGGACAAUGAUAAGAAUGUUCGAGCUCCUUUCCCUCUUUCAAAAACCAAAGAUGAAACAGUCAGGGACUUCCUAACGCGUUGUCUGGUCGCCAGACCCACUGUGCCAGGUUCAAAUUCUACUGAGGAGGCGGAGGCACCGGUAAAACUUAAGGAGCCACAGGAGCUGCAGAUGCCGCACUCCCAGCCAAAGUCUCAAGAAAAUGGAACUGCUGGAGCUGUCCUCGUACCGCCAUUUAAAAUGCGCCGCCUUACUGUUUCAAGCGGAGAAGGUAUCGACGUAUACGUUGUGGAUGUCUCGAAAAUAGCUCGGGGUAUUUUUGGGGCAUUCGAUUGCUCAUUUGCCUCGGAGUUUUCCACCCUGCACUCUCGUUUGGCGGAGAUUACCGAUUCGGAGCCGUACAGGCCAGCAUCCAAGGAAUUCGUGCUGGCCCGGUUCAAGGGCUCCUGGUAUCGUGCCCGAGUGGAACAGGUAAAGGUUACGGCGCAGCAAACCGAAUAUCGAGUGAUGUACUUGGACUACACCAAUGCGGCGACUCUAACCGAGUAUGAUAUCCGUCGGUAUCCUUUGGACUUUACCACUCCGUGCACCACCAACAUUUGCAUGAUUGAAGGCUUCCCGCAUAAACCGAGUCUAAAACAGGUUGCCUACUUAUCGGAAACCGUCAAGGUGCACCAACUGCUUCACGUUGAUGCGGUUAUGUAUAUAGCCGAUAUAGCCGUUAUAAAAAGCCGAUCGCUGGUCGAAAAGUUGAUGAGCUUGUAAUCUGCUAAGCAAAGAC
Messenger RNA from Drosophila kikkawai, 2305 nucleotides. RefSeq names its product veneno (gene Veneno). The record is from RefSeq and is a predicted model, not a curated record. NCBI's taxonomy places the organism in Eukaryota, Metazoa, Arthropoda, Insecta, Diptera, Drosophilidae.